AUGCCUCCGAGAAACCGGCGUAAAAAGAGAAGAACCGAGGACUUUUCGCUGGAUUCCGACUCGUCGAGUGAAGAUGAGUCCCCUAAGACCACCGUGAAUGAAAAUCAGCCCCAACUGGUGACGGCUGAGGCUGAACCUGAGGCUAUUGAUGUCAAUGUUGAUAUCGAUGUUACCAUGGCGGACGAGCCCAAAGCUAAACAAGAGACCAACCCUAAGCUUAUGAACUUGAAGGAGAUACCCCUUACUCAGACGUCACUCAAUUUGGCCAACUCUACUACACCUUUCGGUAAUAACGAUGCCGCAGUAGCUCAAAUCGCCACUGAUCGGGCUGAGCUCACCCAGCAGUACCUCAAAAUGUUUGCCUCGCAAUACUCUAACGACAUUGAUGAGCUUCGGCAGAAACCCGACUUCUCGGAGAAGCUGUUGGUGAUGUUGGCGAAGGCGCUCCAGCUGGGGGCCAAUAUGUUUGACGACUCGACGCUUGCGGCCUUGAUGGAACAGUGA
Messenger RNA from Diutina rugosa, 504 nucleotides. RefSeq lists its product as uncharacterized. Gene Ontology annotation, biological process: ribosomal large subunit assembly. Lineage: Eukaryota; Fungi; Ascomycota; Pichiomycetes; Serinales; Debaryomycetaceae. Gene Ontology annotation, cellular component: preribosome, large subunit precursor. The record is from RefSeq and is a predicted model, not a curated record. The coding region runs from base 1 to 504 and encodes 167 amino acids. The transcript has a single exon.